AUGGACAUGGAAUGGACAUGGAGAGAAAGAGAGAAAGAGAGAGAGAGAGAGUGUGUGUGUGUGUGGAAAUGCACACAUGGAACGAACGGUGUGUUUUUAACAAACGGUACACCAUUUGGAUACGGAGAACAAGACAUCAAGACAUUCAGUCAAGACAAAGGAGACAUGUCUAAUAUUUUUUCUAACGAGGAUCUCGAGGACAUUGACGUUGAUGCAGAAGUUGGCGAGGACGUUCAAAUGGAGGGUGACCCCUCCGCCAAUGGAAAGGACGGCUUGGAGUCUCAGAACGGACAAGAGGAGAAGCAUAAUAGUCCAGGCAGAGCACAACCACACAUUCCGCAGUUAACACGUGCAGACAAGACCCUCAAUGAGCUCAUGGAUCUAUUAGACGAUCCCGACUUCACCCCCAUUAUACCAGAUGCUGUAACCGAUUAUUACUUGUCCAAGAACGGACUUGAUUUACCAAACAACGAUGAAGGCAUGAAAAUCAAGAGACUUAUAGCACUGGCAACACAGAAGUUUAUAUCUGAUAUAGCCACCGAUGCCUAUGAGUAUUCGAGAAUCAGGUGCAACUCUGCCGUCUAUGGAGCAAACAACCCGCAAGCUAGAUCGAGGGCCCUAAUGAUGGCUACCAUGGCAAAGGCCAAAGGCACUGCAAAUGACGAUGUCACCGAGGAAGGCGAGGAGAAUCCGAAUAUCAACAACUUGAAUCCUAAUGGUGCUUCACAGAACAAGGAAAAAGUGGUGUUGACCAUGAACGACCUAUCAAGUGCGUUGGAUGAGUACGGGUUGAAUGUCAACAGACCACAGUUUUACCGUUAG
Molecule: messenger RNA, 822 nt
Organism: Pichia kudriavzevii
Lineage: Eukaryota; Fungi; Ascomycota; Pichiomycetes; Pichiales; Pichiaceae
Exons: 1
Coding region: 1-822 (273 amino acids)
Biological process (GO): transcription initiation at RNA polymerase II promoter
Cellular component (GO): SAGA complex; nucleus; transcription factor TFIID complex
Molecular function (GO): promoter-specific chromatin binding; RNA polymerase II general transcription initiation factor activity
Source: RefSeq, a predicted model, not a curated record